CCCGCCCCGCCCCGCCCCGCCCGCAUGGGGCUCCUGCAGCUGCGUCCGCCCGGCCCCGCGUGAGGCUGCCCCGGCCCCAGCCCCGGUCCCGGCCCUGCUUCUCCGCCGCGAUGUCCGCGCCCUGCUGCGCAGGCCAGCUGGCCUGUUGCUGUGGUACUGCUGCUUGCUCCCUCUGCUGCAAAUGUUGCCCCAAGAUAAAGCAGUCUACAAGCACCCGUUUCAUGUAUGCACUUUACUUCAUACUUGUAACUCUCAUCUGUUGUAUCAUGAUGUCAAGAACUGUAGCUACUCAAAUGAAAGAUCAUAUUCCUUUUUAUGAGGAGAUGUGCAAACACCUCCAGGCAGGUGAAACAUGUGAGAAGCUGGUGGGGUACUCGGCAGUGUACAAAGUCUGUUUUGGAAUGGCGUGCUUCUUCUUUAUUUUCUUUUUACUCACCAUCAGAAUCAACAGUAGCAAAAGCUGCCGAGCAUAUAUUCACAAUGGGUUCUGGUUCAUUAAGCUUCUAGUUCUGGUAGCCAUGUGCUCAGGAGCUUUCUUCAUUCCUGAUCAGAAAACGUUUCUUGAUGCAUGGCGCUAUGUAGGAGCAGCGGGAGGAUUCCUUUUUAUAGUCAUUCAGCUUAUCCUGCUUGUGGAGUUUGCACACAAAUGGAAUAAAAACUGGACUGCAGGCACACAACAGAAUAAACUGUGGUAUGGUUUACUAGCUCUGGGCACUCUAAUCCUGUAUUCUGUAGCUGUGGCUGCCUUGGUUUUGAUGGCUAUCUUUUACACACGCUCUGAUGGCUGUACCUUCAACAAGAUCCUGCUUGGUGUGAAUGGCGGCCUGUGCUUCCUUAUUUCUUUGGUAGCCAUAUCACCUUGUGUCCAGGAUCGUCAGCCCCAUUCUGGUUUGUUGCAGUCAGGACUCAUCAGCUGCUAUGUCAUGUAUCUCACCUUCUCAGCUCUGUCAAGCAAACCACCAGAAACUAUCCUGGAUGAAAACAAUAAGAACAUCACAAUUUGUGUACCUGAAUUUGGCCAAGGACUGCACAGGGAUGAGAACCUGGUUACUGGACUGGGUACUACCAUCCUGUUUUGCUGCAUUUUAUAUUCUUGUUUGACCUCAACUACCCGUGCGAGCUCUGAAGCACUGCGAGGAAUAUAUGCAACACCUGAAACUGAAGUGGCUCGUUGCUGCUUCUGCUGUACACCUGAUGGAGAUGCUGAUACGGAGGAGCAUGCUGUAAAAAGGGGAGGUCAGACUGUAAUUUAUGAUGAAAAGAAAGCCACUGUGUACAGUUAUGCCUACUUCCACUUCAUUUUCUUCUUGGCUUCUCUUUAUGUGAUGAUGACAGUAACCCACUGGUUUCAUUAUGAAGAAGCUGAGAUUGAAAAAAUCUUCAGUGAAAGUUGGUCCAUCUUCUGGAUUAAGAUGAUCUCGUGCUGGGUGUGCAUCCUGCUCUACUUAUGGACUCUCAUAGCACCUCUCUGCUGUCCAACCAGACAGUUCUCAGUGUGAAGAUUUUCCAGAGCCAUUUAUUCUGUUAUAAGUAUACCACAUCAGUCAUUUUUGAUGGAGGUAUCAUCUCAACCAGGCAUAUUAAUGUGGUGGUUAGUGACUUUUUCUGUCGGAAGAAACUCUAGAGCCGAAGACUUUUAUUAAACCAUUUUUAACUUUGUAAACAGAUGAAGUCCCAAGGAACAUGUGUUUAGUCAAAGGUGUUGCAACACUGGUGCAGAAGGGGAAGGAACAUGUGUAAUGUUGCAUAUACUAGAAAAUGUAAAGGUUUUUGAAUAACUGACAAUCUUCUAUCGAAACAAAAGUAAAACAAAACAUAGUGUAAAUGCAUUUUCCUUCUUGAGAACACCAGGUGCCUUCUAGCCAAAAAAAGUUAUUACUAGUACUGUCAGUGACAUCUUUUUUUACAAGGAAAGUAAUCAUGAUGCUGAUUCAAACUCAUCUUGUAUUGCACACCAAUUGAUACUAGAAUCCAGGAAACUUUUUGACAGAAGCAUCUACGUGAAAAAAUAGCAGAUCAAUAAGUAUUUGACUACAGUGGGAGUUGGGCAAAGCAUCUGCUCAAAAAUGGCUUCUCUUACUCAAUAUAUUAAGUUAUUGUAAACAUGGAAUGAGAAAAAUGUAUCAAUGGCUAUAGAAAUAUUUAUUAUAUUAACCAAAAGGCACCUUUUAAUUAGUUUAUUAUAUGAGAAGAGUGGUGAAAUGGAUUUUAAACAUUCAGAGAUUAUAGAUACUGUACAAGAAAAUAGUGGUAAAAACCUCUCAAUUCAAACAUCUAUGUAAGCAAAAUAUUUAUGUAAUUCAAGAACUGGUCCAGUUGUCAACAAAGGAUUAAUGCUGUCUGUGCAGCUGAUAGUCUAAUGUAGUUCUGAGGGAUUUGCUUUGUAAGUGCCGGCUGAGUGCAGGCUGAGAAGUUUAUCCAGGGAUAUUAUGCAGGGUACAUCCUUGAUUCUUUCUUUUUUUUCCUUUCUAAAUUGAAUGUGUAUCACUGACAGAGGAAGUGCUGAGCAAAUGUAAGUGAAUGUUUCCAGUCACUCUUAAACCUCAAAAAUGAAAGUUUAAGGGUAUAUUAACCUGAACAUUAUUUCUUUCUUAUCUCUAUCUAAAUAUUUCCUUUGCCACAGCCUCAUUUUUCUGUCUUCCCUACUCACUUUGUUAUGCUUUAAAGUUCAGUGAUGAUCAGCAAAAGGGACUGUGCAUAAUGCCUUCUUCUUAUUCAACCUGCCUUCUUAUUCAACAGACCUGUGCACAUUUCCUGGGAUAUAAACUUAUUACUUUUCUACUCCUCUUGGCUGUUCUGGGACAACAGCACUAUGGGGGUGGGAGCUAGAAUAUUUUAAUUACACAUUUUCUCAGAGACUGGAUAGCUCUUAUUCCAUUUUCAGAAUCCUCAUUGCUAGAAUUUGGGCUAGCGAUUUAACAACCAAAUCUCAGCAUGAAUAGAACAUCCUUGAUCAGGAAAAUUACCUGCUUGGUGAACAUUGUAAGAUUCAGUGUCAUUUUAGUUGCUUUUUAUGAUAGAAGUAUACUUGAAAGACUUCAGUUGCUAAAUAGAUGAAAUAUAAUUUGAAGCUUCUGAAUGUCCUAGGUUUUAAGUGCAACUAUUUACUAUAAAAUUUAAAAAAUCCAUCAACUGUGAUACAGCAAGAAGUGACCAGUUCUGGGCUGGCAUGUCUCACUCUCAGUAGCUAUAGUGUAAUGUAGAAAAGCACAAUAUAUUGAGACAAGUGGUUUGUCAACUUGCCAUCAUGCCUUGAUCAUUCUAUAUUGCAAUAACUGUGGCAGUUAUUUUACUGCACAGCUGAUAAAUUGUCAUCUGCUGGGGGACUUGUUCUGUGAACACUUUCUCUCUGGUGUUCUCACUGUGCCUACCUGGGCACUGAGGUGUAUCUCCUUCCUGCCUGACUGUCUCCUCCUAAACCUCUUCCAUAAACAAGCCUUACUCAAAUGCAGCCUACCAUCCACGAUGGCUCCCAGUAUUGCAUUCUAGCAGUUCAGAUCAACACGAAUGUUCUUUAAACUAAAAACAUCAUUUAAACACAGUAAAAACAAACUUAUCUGUCUUUUGGGAGAGACUGGACACCACUUGGCCCCAAGUCAUCUAAGUUAAGCAGUUUCAGGCUUCUCCUUAGAGCUGAGAGGGGGAGGCUGGGGUUCUGUCCAAUUUGGAGCCUAGAAGGGUUGAAAUACUCCAAGCACUUGCAUACUCCUUCCACUAGCAAAGUCUGCAAACUUGGCACAGUUCUAGAGACACAUACGGCCUUUCCCUUUGUUCUGAAGAGUUUCCAUAGCCUCAAAAUUCCCACUCUGCUGUGAUUUGAUGGAGGAUUUCUUCUCUCAGGAAGUGAAUCUGGUCUUUUCUCCUCCCAUUUAGACCUCGCUAAAUAAAUAAAUGAAAAGUAGUGUAAAUAAAUGUUGCUGUUAAGGGAAUGGCAUAUAAGUAGUUUUGUGCAUUCUGAUUGGUUUUAUUUCCAUUGUGGGGCCUAUACAGAUAGCCCCUCGUACCAGCUAUGAACUCUGGGAGGGUGCUGUGAGUCUAGCCAAGCAGAUCUCUGCACCAGCAGGUUAUGCAUUUACAAUCUAGUACAGCCCCUCUUUCAGGCAAGAGCGUAAGAGUCCUGAGAUGAGACUGUUUGUUUGGGUGCCUUGCCCAAACUGUAACAGUAACUGUAGACACUAGGGCGGGGUUAGCAAGGUAUGGCCUGUGAGUUGGAUCCAGCCCAUGAAGCCACAGGGCUUAGCCUGUGCUGGGACCAGGCAGCUGGAAGCUAUGUCUGUGCUGCUGCCUUUUCUCUUGCUCCCUGCCUGUAGUGUGGAUGUAGCUUCAAGCCUGUGAGGUGCUGUGCUGCAGCUGGAAUGUGGAAAGUGGGGGCUGGCAGCAAGCUUCCAGCUGCCCAGUCCCUGCACAGCUCCCCAGCAGGGUGGAAGCUGCACCUAUGCUGCGGCCAGGGAGCUGGGGGAAGUGCACACGCACAUGCACGCGCUCUCUCUAGCAUGCAUUGCUGGAGCCACCCAGCUCACUUUGAACCAGGUUGUUCUAGCCUAUGGCUUGUUAAAAGUCCCCAGUCAAUGUGCUAGGAUGUGAGUGACUGAACUGAUAUAAUAGACAUGACCGAUUCAUUUUAAAGUAAACUUUAAAGUCAUUUAUUGCCAAAAUGUCUGGCUGAGCUUAUUAGCUGAGCUAUAUGUUACAGAAAUUAGAAGCACCUUGUGGAGUUUCAAAUUCUUCUGGUUUGGUACUAGAACUGUGAACCACUAUUGAGAUGCAGAGAAUUCCUUAUACAAGCACCUGUACAGGUAGCCUUGCAGUUCUGUAUUUAAAUUUAUAAAAAACAAAGUUUUAAUGAUUUAAAUACCAGUGUGUUUGUAGUAUGAAACAACCCCUAGCCAGAUUACUCCAGACCAGAGAAGGUCAGCUAGUAUACUGAAUUAUGGUGUUAAUAUCGUUAAUCAUUCUUUGUAUCUGAUGGGCUGAAUCUCUUCAAUCAUUGCCCAUAAAAUGGAUCAUCUCUAUAGGGUAUCUUCAUCUUGGCCAACUGAAGGUUUUAGUCAGAUUCAGAAAUCCAAUCCAAAAGCAGUAUCUCUCUGCAAUUACACUUUUUGUAUGCAUAUUUGCAUUCUCCUUGUAGUUUAGAUUAGAUUAUUUAGGGAAAUAGCUAUUUCCUACAGAAGAAAUUAUGGUUGCAGAAAGGAUAAACCUGUAAGGCACCAGCAACUCUGCCUGCUCAGUGCUUGCUGCCGUGGUCUCUCCUUGUACAGGUCUUCCAUGUAUAUGAGUCGGGGUCCUGCUCUGGGGGACUUCCUCAACUUAGUUUUUGAGGUGUCCAGGAUGAAGGAUAACUAAGAUCUUGCCCUCCCUCCUGAAUCCAGGAUCCCCACAGAUUUAGUUCAGCUCAUCUGGGGUUCAGCAUAUACCAUACUGAAGGAGGCCUCCAUUUCUUGAGAGAACCAAAGGCUUCUUGAAAGUUCCAAGAUUGUAAAUUUGAUCCUGAAUACUUUUCUUCGUUGUAGCUGAAAAUCUAAUUGAACUUGGAAUAAUCAUUCAUUCCCUUGUUUUUGUGAUUAGUUUGCCAAGAAAGCCAUUGUGGUUGCCCCAGUUCACUUUUAGCUUCAUCUCAAAUAGAAGCCAAGGUGACCUUUGAGAGCAAGCCUCUGAACCCAAACAUCUAGAUUGCAAAACAAGGUAAAAAAACCUUUACUAGAAAUCCUGGAGAAGCAAAAGGAUUUGUCUCCUAUACUGCAGUUGCCCUCAGUGUGACAGGUCCUCAAGGUAUUCAGGCCCUUCUAACAGGUAGGUACUGAAAGGAGAAGUGCUUUAUUGUUGGAAAUAAAAAUUGUGCUUACAAUUGCAAGGACUGUAAAACACUUUAUGUUCAGACUCUAUUUAAAAUUGACUGGCCUUUAUAAAAUAUAUUAUGCUUUUCCAUUUAAUUUAGUUAAAGCCUAAUUGGAUAGUCUGGAUUUUUUCAGUAGACCAAUCAGAAUGCUUCCAUUUUGUCCCACUGAAACACAUUGAGGAAGGAAGCUUUGGAAGCAAGCUGCUUUCCUGAAACGGGUAAUUUAUUGUUGCUAUCCUGUAAGUAGUGCAGAGGUCUUUUCCUCUCCUAAUCAUAAACACUGCACGUUAUUUAUUUAUUUAUUAUGUAGCACCUUUUGCAAACUCCAAAUGCGUUUAUGAAGUUGCAAGCUAUGCACCUAUAAAGAUAAUUCUCCUUGCCUUUAAUGCCUUUAAUGGGGGCAAAUACUUCUAUCAGGAAAACAACUACAUCAUUAAAAAAUUAGUUUCUGGUAAAACAUUUUUCCAAUCAAUGCAUCAGGAGAAUGUAUGUAAUUAGCAUGUGCUCACCCUGCUUUAAUUAGACCAACAGCCUGUGAUGUUCUAAAACCUGUCGUGGAACUUUUGAUUGGAUCAGUAUCCAAAUAACCCACUGAUUUAUUUUCUUUUUUCUUUUACUACUUCUAACACUGUUCAGUUCUGUCCAAAACGAGAUUAAAACCCAAUAUGAUGACAGUCCACGUGUAUUUAUUGUCUGAGCUGGCCUAAGGAGAAAUGGCACCCUGGGCGAACUUGUAUUUUGGUGUCUCCCUCCUGGUGCAUUGCCCACCCCCUGCCCUCCAGGUCAGCAGCACUUCAGGUUGUUUCAUUCUCCAGAAAUAUUCUUAUUUCUCCUCCUUAUGGUCUGUGGAUCCCAGUUUGCAUAGCCAGCUCUCCCCGGUGAGAGAAGUUCCUAACCUACAUAAAAGUGGCCAAAUCCUUACUUGACCCCUAAAACUGAGGUGUUUUUAAUGAUGGUAAACCUCAAAGAGUGCUUCUCUCACUAAUAAGUCUCUUAUCUGCUGGAUGAGGUAAAAGCUGGAGCAGGGUCUUGAAUGAGAAAUGUGAAUCAGUGCUAGUAUUUAAAACUGACUCAGCUGUGCUAAGAUGACUUAUUUCUGAUGCCUGUAAUGGAGUCUAGUCCCAUUCCCUAUAACCUCUUGGAAGGAGGGAAAUGUAUCAUGAAUGCAGUGGAUUUUAUUUAGUUUUUAUAGUUUUGUAUAAACUUUGUCUCUUGAUACUGGUGCUUUACAUGAUCCUGUCAAAGGGAAUCGCAGGGAUCGUGCAUGGCUUACUGUUUUGACUCCUAUUUUUGUACUUCUGAUACCUAAAGGGCACAGCACCCACAAAGGGGGAGCGUUCAGAGAUUAUUGAACUGACACACGUGUGCCCGUACCAGUAGAGUCCUUAAGUUCAAUGGCUGAGACUGGCAUGGUGACUCGCGUUCUAACAUCCGAGGAUAGUUUGGAGGUUUGAAUAAGACCUUAAACCUAUUUACCUUACUAAUCACAAGGAUUUCUGGUAUGACUUAAAAGCUGUUCCACAGCUCUGAUGUAUUAUAAUGAAAUGAUAGUGUAUAGUUAUUUAGUAUUUAAAAUAAAUUGGCUUUUUUUUCCCCAAGUCACUUUGAUUGCUUUGACUACUGUAGAUCAUAAGCCAUUUGCACAAAUAUUUUAAGAAAUGUGGUUGUCAGUUUGGGAACCUUUCCAGCAUCCUAACAAAUGCUCUGGAAGUUUUGGGCAGUCAGAUUUGUGGGGUGCAACACUAACUGUAUUUUUGCCAAAGAGUUUUCAUUCUGAAGCCAAGACAACAUUUGGACGGCUAUAAAGAAAUCAUGUAAUUCAUACUGUCAUUUUAUUUUUCCCUUAUUGAAAUAUACCCAGGUUUUUAAAUAUUGCUGGGCAGUAUUGAUGCAAACCUGAUGUUAAAAAAGAUAACAUGGGAAGUAUCUUUUCAUUUUGAGCCUAGUAACAACAUUUAUAAUAUACAAGUUCAAAAGAAAUACAAGGUUCAUUUGCAUAUUUUGUAUUUAGCACAAAUCAGUCCAGUUUAAUUUUGUAUUCCAGGUUCAAAACUGGAUACAAAAGAUUAAAAAUAACUUUUGUUUUUAAUGGCAAUUUUUAAUUUUAAAAUAUUUUUUAAAGUUCUUUAAUAUAUCAAAGGAGUUUUUAAUCUCUGUAUUCUCUUUUUAUAAAUUGUAGCCCAGUGAAAUAGAGGUUUACUAGCUUUAGCUUAUUUAACAGUUUAUUAAUGUUAUGAUCUCUAGCUAUUGUAAUACUGUUUUGAAUUUUGAGAGCUGUUGAAGAUUUCAGAACUUAAGAACAAUUCAGUUGUAAACACCUUUGCAUUUUUUAAAGCAUGUUAAUAGUUUUUCUAUGAACAUUUCUUUUGUACAUUGAGUGAAUAUGGUGUCAUAGAUUUAAUAUUUAAUGGACCAAUAAAGUUCUACUUAUGUUUGAAA
Messenger RNA from Alligator mississippiensis (American alligator), 8275 nucleotides. It is a transcript of the gene SERINC5, whose product is annotated as serine incorporator 5. Gene Ontology annotation, cellular component: membrane. The record is from RefSeq and is a predicted model, not a curated record. NCBI's taxonomy places the organism in Eukaryota, Metazoa, Chordata, Crocodylia, Alligatoridae. The transcript has 12 exons. The coding region runs from base 111 to 1499 and encodes 462 amino acids.